This is a messenger RNA of Myxocyprinus asiaticus (Chinese sucker), 1874 nucleotides long. RefSeq names its product integral membrane protein 2C-like. Gene Ontology annotation, molecular function: amyloid-beta binding. The transcript has 6 exons. The record is from RefSeq and is a predicted model, not a curated record. NCBI's taxonomy places the organism in Eukaryota, Metazoa, Chordata, Actinopteri, Cypriniformes, Catostomidae. Gene Ontology annotation, cellular component: plasma membrane; extracellular exosome; Golgi apparatus. Gene Ontology annotation, biological process: negative regulation of amyloid precursor protein biosynthetic process. The coding region runs from base 212 to 994 and encodes 260 amino acids.
AAAGCAUGAGCGCGCUUGCUGAUUUUAGGUCGCGCGCAUUAUCCCAGUCGCGAGCGCUGUUAUUUUAAGAGCGUUUUUAUUCACACACACACACACACAUAUAUAUAUAUAUAUAAAUAAAUAAUACAUUCAUUCUGUGCAUUGUAACAUAGACCAGUGUCAAAAAGCCAAAGGGAUAAGCUCAGGACGGAACGUUUGUUUUCCCCGCAUCAUGGUGAAGAUCAGCUUUCAGCCCAUCGCUGGACAAAAAGCAGAUAAAGAGGAGAGUGAUGGAGAUAAGACUCAAAUAUUCAUAUCGCAUCCACACGUGGAAGAGGAACUGGUCUUGCCUGUCGGACGGAAACGCUCCUCUUUGAGUGAACUCUGCUGUCUGACAACUGCACUGAUUGUCUUCACCUGCAGUCUGAUCUACGCAUCAAUAUAUAUCUACCGAUACUACAUCAUUCCUCAGGUUCCAGAUCAAAGUCGGUUCCACUGCCGUGUGGUCUAUGAGGACUCUGUGUCGGCUCCACUGCGAGGGUCUCACGAGCUGGAGGAAAAUGUGGGGAUUUACCUGAAGGAAAACUAUGAGCAAAUCAGUGUGCCUGUACCCGACUUCAGCAACACAGACCCUGCUGACAUCAUUCAUGAUUUCCAAAGGGGUCUGACGGCCUACCAUGAUAUCGCCUUAGACAAGUGUUAUGUCAUCGAGCUCAAUACCAGUGUGGUAAUGCCACCACGUAACCUCUGGGAACUGCUCAUCAACGUCAAGAAAGGGACUUACCUUCCCCAGACGUACAUUGUCCAAGAAGAAAUGGUUGUGACUGGCCGUGUUAAUAACAUGCAUCAGCUUGGACGGUUUAUUUACCGUCUGUGUAACGGUAAAGAUACAUACAGGCUCCGUCGUCGCACCUCUCGCCGUCGUAUCACCAAACGUGAGGUGCAGAACUGUCACAGCAUCCGUCACUUUGAGAACACGUUUGUGAUGGAGACAGUGAUUUGUGAAACCCCAUAGGCUGCUUGUGUCUUUGCUCCUCCCAUUUCUGACGAGAUCACAGUUGUUGGUCUCAGUAGCCACACCCACUUUGAAAUUCACACACUUUACCUCUGACCACUCUUUUCUCUUUUUGUAUUUCUAUCUCUCUCUCUCUCUCUCUGUACGUAAUAUGUAAUUAAUUACACCUGUUCCCUUAAAGGUGUCGAAACAUUUUGUUUCUUUGCAUAUUUGCAAUAAUGAUCAUUCUCUAAAUAGUGCAUCUUAAAUCCUAACAUGGUAGCAUCUGAUGUCUUAAAAUUAGACGAUUAAAUGGGCAUUAAGCUCAGAGUGUGAGUGUAUGUGUGUUUACACCCAUGCCUGCAUGCUUGCACCUGUGUGUGGCUGGCUGUUUGUGCUUUGUCGAUUUCCUCUUUGCUUUUUUGUAUAUUUGUGUGUUGUUAGAUCUAUACUCUUCACUCAGUGGUUCUCAACUGGAGGAUCGUGACUCAAAUAUGGGUCGCACUUAAAAAUUAACUGAACCUAGUGCCAGUAAAAGCGUCACAUGCCUCAUUAUAUUUAUCAUAAAUGUUCACUUACUCUGCUAUCUCAAUAUCCAGUUCUCUAUAAUGUAAUGAUAUCACUUCUACACACACUUCCUGUGACACUUCCUCUUUCCUUCUUUCUUUCGCCCUCUCUUUCCUUCUCUCUUUCUGCAUGCUUUUUAAGAGAACACACACAUCAUUUUGAGUAUUUUCUUAUCUUAUGAACAAAGCCUUAGGCCAGAUUCAUGCCCUGGACUAAUGUAUACAAUCUCUAAAUCUAUUUGUGUUUAUGUGUGUGGGUGUUGAAGUUAACAGAUCUUGUUUAGUUGGGUGAUGCAAACAUGCAAAUAAACCAAUAAAUUUAAUUGUGUCACUGA